Molecule: messenger RNA, 675 nt
Organism: Elgaria multicarinata webbii
Lineage: Eukaryota; Metazoa; Chordata; Lepidosauria; Squamata; Anguidae
Product: endonuclease domain-containing 1 protein-like
Exons: 3
Coding region: 1-675 (224 amino acids)
Molecular function (GO): metal ion binding; hydrolase activity; nucleic acid binding
Source: RefSeq, a predicted model, not a curated record
AUGGUUGCAGCCAGGAUCUGCCAGUUCUACAAGAACGCCUACCGCUUCGCCACCAUGUACGACAGAGAGAAGCGCAUUCCGAUGUACUCGGCUUAUAAGUGCAAAUCUGGAAACGGUCAGAGGUAUCAAGGCUGGAUGAUAGAACCUCAGCUGGUAGAUCCCAAUUUAGAAAAAAGUAUGGAGGACGAGCGUGAUACUAACAUUCCUUCGGCAGGGAUAAAACAGAACCAGGCCACUUUCAGUGAUUACGCAGGGACUUUAAACACUGAAAAGGGGCAUUUGAACCCGGUCAGCCAUCAGCCCGACGAAGACAGCAGGGCGGCGACGUCCACCUUGACCAACAUCGUGCCGCAGUACAGCAAACUCAACCAAGGCGAGUGGGCGAACUACGAAAGCCGGGUCAAGAAAGAAGCCGAGGCUUGCCGUGAUCUGUAUGUCAUCGUGGGAGCGGUGCCUGGCAGCGAGUACGUAUCGGAUCGCAGGGUCAAUAAGCCCAGCCACAUCUGGUCCGCAACUUGUUGUCUGCUGGACAGGAACCGCAGAGAUUCCUGGGGUGCCAUUGCUAAGAACAGUGAGAAUAAAGUGAGGGAAACCAGCCUGGGAGACCUCCAGAAAGAGCUCGCUGAACUGUAUGGGAAGGGGAAGGUGGAUCUUUUCAACAGCGGUUGCAAAUAG